GAUUUCGUAUAAAAACAAAACGAUGAGUUGGCCAGAGACAUUAGUUACCUUCUUCUCAACGAUCAACUAACCAAUUCAAAAUGAUGAAGUUCAUGUGCAUUUGCAUUUGCGCCAUCGCUGCUGCUUCGGCGAGUCCUUAUGGCGGAAACCGCGGAGGAUACGGUGGCGCCCCGGUGGGCGGCUACGCCUACCAGGUGCAGCCUGCUUUGACCGUUAAGGCCAUCAUCCCCUCGUACGGAGGCGGCUAUGGCGGAAACCAAGGAGGAUAUGGCGGUAGCUACGAGUCGGCUCCUCUUGCCUCGGCUUACAGCGGCGCCAAUGUUGGAUCUGGCUACUCCGGCUCUGGAUAUGGUGGUGCUCCUCCAGUCGAUCGUCAGGCUAUUGCCCUGGCCAAGCUCGCUCUUGCUGCUCCCUCUGCCGGACAGCCGCUACUCUGGAAGGAGGCUCCUCGCUACGUCCAGCGCGAGUACGCUCCCAGCGUGUACAACCACAAGCAAGAGUACGGACACGGUGAUGAGGCCCAGGGUGCCUCCGCCGCUGCCGCCUCCAGCUCUGUGGCUGCCGGCAAGAAGGGCUACAAGAAGCACGGCUACUAAUCCGUAAAUCCUCUGAAACCAAGAACAGUGACUCAUUUUAAAACUAAGGAACUAGGCCAUAAAUAAAAGCCACGACAAUUCGAGACUUAAA
Drosophila bipectinata is the source of this 687-nucleotide messenger RNA. RefSeq names its product Chorion protein 18 (gene Cp18). Gene Ontology annotation, cellular component: egg chorion. Lineage: Eukaryota; Metazoa; Arthropoda; Insecta; Diptera; Drosophilidae. The record is from RefSeq and is a predicted model, not a curated record. Gene Ontology annotation, biological process: multicellular organism development.